Molecule: messenger RNA, 1581 nt
Organism: Rhodofomes roseus
Lineage: Eukaryota; Fungi; Basidiomycota; Agaricomycetes; Polyporales; Fomitopsidaceae
Product: acid protease
Exons: 13
Coding region: 234-1211 (325 amino acids)
Biological process (GO): proteolysis
Molecular function (GO): aspartic-type endopeptidase activity
Source: RefSeq, a predicted model, not a curated record
CCGAGGAGUUGACGACGUUAUGCUGAACGGAUACGAAGCUCGCACCAAGGCCGCCGCAGCGCUGCUUAUGUCCACGUGAAUGCCGCCGUAUUCAUUCCUAGCAUGUCAACUCUGCGGCCUAGCAGAUUUUCAACAGGGCUGAAUUAUUCAGAUACCGUGACCUCUGGGACUUUGACGAACACAAACGUGGAUGUCGUUGUGGCUGGUAUGUCUGGCGGUACUAUUGGACCACAAUGCAAUUUCGCUAUUCAACCGCUUUCCAAGCGGGAGACAACCAAAUGUUCGCGAAUGUCUUGGUAGACACGGGCAGCGCGUACCUAUGGGUAGGAGGAGAUCAACAGUACACUCCGGGAUCAAACACAGAGGUUAUCAACGCGACGUUUGGUGUUGGGUAUGGCUCUGGCUACGUCAACGGAACUGCGUACAAGGACCAUGUCACAGUCGCAUCUGCCACCGCAGAUCGGCAGAUCAUCGGAAGUGCAAGCUACAUUGACGGCUUCGAGCUCUGGGAGCCGUUCGACGGAAUACUUGGCCUCGGACCACCUGGUUCGAACGUCAACGAGACGUCGGGGAUUAACACUACGCCCACUUUCAUGGAGACCCUCUACUCGCAGGGUAGCAUCGACGAUCCUGUAUUUGGUCUGUACAUUCCGCCGUUCACCGAUGAGCCGAACACUGGCGAGAUCACCUUCGGAGGCGUCGAUUCGAGCCGCUUCACUGGCGACAUCGAAUGGAUUCCGCAGAGUACCCCGUACAAUACACACUGGGGGUUCAAUGCGUCUAGUUUCGCAUGGGGCAACAUCACCAUGACAAGCCCUCUGUAUGCUCGCACGAAUUGCGGAACGCUGCCGAUUCUAUUACCGACUGACCAGUUCUUCGAUAUGCUGGACGAUGUACCAGGGACUAGCCUUGAUCUCAGCAGUGAUAGCCAGCUUACCACCUGUCUGAUCUUUGCAAGCAACAUGACUGCCGACAAUUUGCCGCCACUCGAGAUCGGGCUUGGAAACUUGCUCUUGUCGAUCCCUGCAGCAGGCUCUAUUGUCCCUGAGAGCCUCUACGCGACACUCAAUGUCACUGUUGACGGGAAGACGCAUACUUACCUUUGCCCAGGCGGGCCUGAAUACGUCAACUUUGGCCAAAAAGCCCUGGAGCACGUAUACUCAACCUACGACAUCGUGAACCAUCUCGUUGGAUUUGCGCUCACGGCGUAACUCCACCCACGGACCAAGCUAUCAAUGAAGAACGGACACUACCGCGAUGCUGAGUCAGACGCUCAGCAGUAUCAUUGUUGCAUUUGUUCAUCGGGCUGCUGCUUUACGUUUGGUAUCAUUCGCGACAAUCACAACGGACUUCUUGAUUCUGAAGCAGCUGGAAUUUAUCUUGCCUAUCGCCGGAAGACAAUCAUCUUCGUUUCAUGGACUCAGUAGACAUGACCGACCACGCUUUCAUUGACCCGAAGCAAUGAUUGCGGUGCAACCACUGUGGCGUCUUCUACAUGUCGUCGAAAUGGCACCCGCUAUGCACGAUUCGAUGUAGUGUCGGCCACCGAGGAUUCUCGGACAGAAACAUGCGAUCGCCCCU